Molecule: messenger RNA, 2766 nt
Organism: Cyprinus carpio (common carp)
Lineage: Eukaryota; Metazoa; Chordata; Actinopteri; Cypriniformes; Cyprinidae
Product: A-kinase anchor protein 9-like
Exons: 9
Coding region: 223-2766 (847 amino acids)
Biological process (GO): signal transduction
Molecular function (GO): molecular adaptor activity
Source: RefSeq, a predicted model, not a curated record
CGUGACCGGUGACGCGGGUCUCGUGUGUUUACGUGGAGAAACAUGGCGGCGACGGUGACAGCGAAUCCCGAAUAAAACCCCGAGGAGAUCCCACAGAUUUACCGUCCGAGCCGAAGCGGGCGCACAUGUCAGCGCUCCGCGUUUAGCGCUAGGCGUGUCUGCGUGCGUGUGGCGCUUUUAUGACGCGCGUGUGUCCGUGUUUAAGCCGCAGGAACCGCGGAGAUGAUGGAAGACGAGGAGCGACAGAAGAAACUCCAGGCCGGCAAAGCCAAGCUGGCCGAGUACCGGCAGAGGAAAGCCCAAUCCGAUGGCCAGAAGAAGCAGAAGAAGAAGAAAAAGAAGCAGGAAUCGGACGCGGAGGAGCAGGGAGGAGAUCAGAGCGUGUUUUCCCGCGGCGGAGAAGCCGUCACACACGACCAGACCUACACCAUAGAGCCCGAGAGUGAAGUCUCAACGACAGCCGAAGACUGUUCAUCUGAGGUAAAUGGUUUCCACGAGAGGACGUCGUCUGUGAUCGGGGAGGAAGAUCUGCAGCGGUCCGAAGCGCACAUGGAGCCUGACCUGCAGAGCGGCGGCCCUCAGAGCCGCAUUCAGAUCAUGGAGGACGAGUUAGCCGCCAAGAACAUGGCCAUGGAGGAGCUGAGCUGCGAGCUGGAGGAGAUCAGGGCCGCUGAUGGAGUGCAGCAGCUGCAGGACUUCGAGGAAGCGCUGAAACAGAGGGAUGAAAUCAUCACGCAGCUCACCUCCAAUCUGCAGCAGGCGCGGACCGAGAAGGAGGAGGUGAUGAGGGAGUUCCUGGAGCUGACGGAGCAAAGCCAGAAACUCCAGAUUCAGUUCCAACAGCUGCAGGCCGGUGAGAUACUGCGAAGCUCCAACAUCAGUUCCACCGCCGCAGAUCUUCUCCAGGCCCGUCAGCAGAUCACGCUGUACCAGCAGCAGCUGGGCGAGAGGGACGCACAGGUCAGAGGUCACCAGGAGAAGACGCAGGAGCAGCUUUUAUUGAUCGCGCAGCUUCAGGAGAGGCUGAGUGAAGCAGAGAGGGUCCGCACACAAGCUGAAGAGUCGUUCGCUCAGAGUUUACGAGAGAAGGACCUACUGAAUACUGAACAUCAGCGUCUGAUAACACAGCUUAACGAUCAGCUUCUGACUUCCAAACAACAAGUGGAGGAAGUCAACAAACAUCUCGCUGCGAAAACCCAAGAGCUGGACAGCUGUGAAAAAGAGCUCUCCGCGUCCAGACAGAAAGAGCGCAUGUCGUCCGGAGAAAUCCUGCAGCUCAUGAAAAUCGUGGAGGACCUCCAGCAGCGCUGCCACCAGGGAGGCCAGUCGGGAGCGGAGACGCUCCGCAGAAUCGAUGCCGACGACUGGAGCCGCCGGAUGGAGCAGCUAAGAGCCGAACUGGACGAAAUGUACGGUCAGCAGAUCACGCAGAUGAAGCAGGAGCUUCGCACUCAGCAAGCGACAGAGCUGGAGCGCAUCCAAGCGCAGCACUGCUCGGAAACAGAGAAGAUCGUCCAGCAGCAUCAAUCAGAGCUGGAGAGGUUUAAAGCUCAGCUCUUCCAGAGCACCGGAGGCGUCAACGUGCUGAACGUGAAGCUCAUCGAGCUCCAGCAGAAGCUGCAGGAGACGCAAGUGCUGCGUGAAAAGGCAGAGCAGGAGCUAACGCAGGCGAGCGCAGAAAAACUCAGUCUGGCGCAGGAGCUGGAGCGUUUGCGCGACGAGCUGCAAAGAGCCAAAAUACAGAGCCCUGAGAAAAUCCAACAUGCUAUUAGCGACCUGCGGACGCAGCUCGAUUUGGCGCACAAAGCCAACGGCGAACUAGAAGCCAAGCACGAAUCAGAAAUCACCAACUAUAAGAUCAAACUGGAGAUUGCGAGCGGGGAGAAAAGACGCGCGGUGCUGGACCGCAUGGCCGAAUCGCUGGAGUCCGAGCUGGAGCGCCUGCGAACGCAGCUCUUGUUCAGCCACGAGGAGGAGCUCUCCCAACUCAGAGACGACCUUCAACGGGAGAGCCAGCUCAACGUGGAGAACCUGCGCGACGAGUUGAGCGUGAGGCACCGCGAGGCUUUGGACAGUUUUGAAGACAAGCUGCGGUCGGUGGAGAGCGAGAGAGCGGCGUUGGCUUCGGAGAUCGGCCGGCUUUCCUCGGACAACGAACAGAUGUGUGUGCGACUGAAAGAGCUUCAGGAGGAGACUGAGAAGCAGAGAAACACGUUCUCCUUCGCUGAGAAGAACUUCGAGGUGAACUACCAGGAGCUGAAGGACGAGUACACGUGCCUGGUGAGCGCUAAGCUACAGCUCGAGCAGCGCUUGCUCAGAGAAGCCAUGCAGUAUGAGACCAAACUCAGAGAUCUGCAAACCAGACGCGAGGAGGUGGACGGGAAGACGGCGAUUGAAAAAGACUCUUCAGAGCUGAUGGAGAAGCUGGAGACGGCUGAGAGUGAGAAGAAGAGCUUAGCCGAGCGUCUCUGGCGGAUGGAAACGGAGCUGGAGAUGCUGAAGAGAGACGGAGACGAAGACUGCAGCAUUGCUGGUGGGCUGUGCUCGGCGGAGACGCAUCACGCACACAUCCGAUCUCCGUCGGAGGAACUGGAUGCUUUGCAAGACGAGGAGCAGCCGCAGGAGGGGAGGGAGAGAGAGAAGACGCUGCGAGGCACCUCAAGCGCGCGUGAUCGCUCAGCUGCGGUUUGUGAUCCGCAGGUGGAGACGGGAGACGAUGGAGACGCCGUCAGAGCCUGUCUCAUGAUGCAAGUCCUGCGGAAAUGA